Molecule: messenger RNA, 276 nt
Organism: Prunus armeniaca (apricot)
Lineage: Eukaryota; Viridiplantae; Streptophyta; Magnoliopsida; Rosales; Rosaceae
Source: the annotation of a GenBank genome assembly
AUGGCAAGGUCAUGGCGCAUGCUCUACUGUAUCUCGUUCUUGGUGAAACUCCCUUUUACAAAACUCAAAAGGGAAAAACCAACUCUAGAAAGACAAAAAGAUGGCUGGACUUCCAUUUCUGCCUGGAUAGAUGCUUCUGAUCCUGGCUGGACUGGAUAUGCUUGUGCUGGACUGAACUAUCAACAAUUUCAACUGUUAUGUUUCAACUGCAAAUCGAUGCCAACGUUUGAGUUUGGCAGAGCUUUAAUCUAUUUCAAGCCCUGGAAGGCUUCUUGA